Strigops habroptila (Kakapo) is the source of this 6646-nucleotide messenger RNA. It is a transcript of the gene ZNHIT6, whose product is annotated as zinc finger HIT-type containing 6. The coding region runs from base 48 to 920 and encodes 290 amino acids. Gene Ontology annotation, cellular component: pre-snoRNP complex; nucleus. The record is from RefSeq and is a predicted model, not a curated record. Lineage: Eukaryota; Metazoa; Chordata; Aves; Psittaciformes; Psittacidae. Gene Ontology annotation, biological process: snoRNA localization; box C/D snoRNP assembly; maturation of LSU-rRNA from tricistronic rRNA transcript (SSU-rRNA, 5.8S rRNA, LSU-rRNA). The transcript has 10 exons.
GGGCCCGCCCUGCCGGGCCCCGCGUGGGGAGGCGGUGCUGCGCGGCAAUGGCGGAGCGGGAGGGUCCCGGCAGCGCUCGGCGGCCGUCGGGCGGGCGGAAGAUGUCUCUGCAGAGAUGUGAAACAUGUAGCCAAGAGGAAGCUAAGUACAGAUGUCCACGGUGCAUGAAAUACUCAUGCAGUCUGUUGUGUGUGAAGAAGCAUAAGCUUGCAUUGAGCUGUAAUGGAGUCAGGGAUAAAACAGCGUUUGUCUCCAUAAAUGAAUUUACCGACUUGAAUCUUUUGAGUGAUUAUCGAUUCCUGGAAGAUGUAGGAAGGGCAGCUGAUGCUGCUGCUCGACGUCUUACUAUGCAUAACCCAACACCAAAAAAACUUUUAUAUGGCUUGAGAAACAAAGCUCGGAAGUGUGAAAUUGACCUGAGAACACUGCCUGUUGGAUUUACAAAGAGAAGAGAAAAUUCAACCACCUUCAACUGCGUGGAGAAAAAAUUCUACUGGCACUUGAAGCUCGUAUUUCCUCACUCUCAUGCUGAAUACACUUUAAAAGGGGUGCCUGAUGAUAAAACGCUUGCUGAUAUCCUUAAGCCAUACAUUGAUCCAGUGGAGUCAGAUCCUGUAGUUUGUCAAAGAUUAAAAAUCUAUACAACGUCUCCUCAGUCAGAUGUACAAAUUUUAAUGAAAAUAGAAAACAGGAAACAAAACUCUGUCAGGUACAACGAACUGGAUGCCAAAAGAAGCCUUCUAGACAAUUUGAAAGGCAAAGUAAUAAUUGAGUAUCCAACGUUAUUUGUGGUCUUGAAAACAUUGAAGAAUGACAUGGUGAUUCUUGGCCAAGAUGCCAGUGAACCUGCACAGAACUCGGACAGUGAAAGUUCCUCCCUUUCAUCUAUGGAAGAAGGGGAAAUUCGGGACAGUUCAUAACAGUUCUUUGGGAAAAGAGGGUGGAAUGAGCCUUUUGGUUUUGGGGUUUUUGGAGGUUUGGUUUUGGUUUGUUUGUUUUUAAAUUUAAUUUUUAUUUUUUUUUUUUAAUAUGAAACUGCUUUUUCAGAACUUUGGUUCUUCACUAAGGGCAGCACUUCCAAACUGCCUGCCUAUUCUGGGAUUUAGUAAUGCAUAUUAAGGGAUGUAAAUAAAGAGAUGGGGAAUAGCUGGUUCCAGAAAAAAACAUAUUCUUAUUUAAUUUCACCCUUUUGUCCAUGUAUUUUUAAUAAAUCAGUCACCCAAAUUAAAGUUUCCAAGUUAGUUUCAGCAGCCUAUUUUUUCCUUUUGCCCUAACAGCUCAGUGACCAAUUUCUGAGUUUAAAUUUCUCAUAUUUGUAUUUAUAUGUGGAUUCGAGUCUUAAUGCUUAAACGUACAUUAGAUUAAUUUCCUUUUUGGAUAUUUCUGUGUCAUGCUGAGCUGCUGCAAAUGAUCUUACUCUACUUUUGACUUUAAUCUGUGGUGAAAUUCUGGGUGCCUGGUGCAAUCUAUUUUUUUUAAAUUAUUAUUGUUGUUUCUUACUUGGUUGCAUCUUGUUUGAUGUUGUAAGGACAGGUUAGACUAUGUUUUCAGGGUGGCCUGUUGCUGUAUGUUUAAUCUUCUAAGUUAGCAUGGGGUUUAAAAUCGAUGGAAAUGGAUACUGGGAAUGUCAGUAAUGCGAACAUACUGGACUUCUAAACAUUGCUUAUGUUAUGCAUCUCCUAUUAGUAGUUUACCUACUGAAGCCGGGUAUUUUAAAUAUUUACUGAAAUAUCAACUAAAUUUACUUAAAAAAAAAUAAACCUUAAAAAAAGUCCUGUACUCUAUCAUCUGCUGACCAUAGAAAUCUGUUGUUAACUUGUGAGAUUUGUAGAUCCCAGACCACUGUACCCAAGUCGCCUGUGUGGGGGGUCUGCUGGAGGACGAGGACAGUGUGUGCUGCGAGCGGUGUGAGACAGGUUGGCCCUUUGGGAAUAGUUUGCAAGGGGCUGGCUAAGUCAGCAUUUGUGAUGUCUUCAGGACAUGAAUCACUUUGUGAACAGCUGUGUGAGGUUGUUGCUGCCAUUGUUGUUCCCUGGUCUGUUUGUCUUCUGCUUGAGACUGGCACCUCUGUGACAGAAGUCAGUGGCAUGGGAUGCACACUAAACUGCCAUGGAGGUGGUUUUUCAAUCAUAAGUGUACUUCCUGCCAGCACUGACCUUGCAGGUAGAAAGACAACAGAAAGCAGUGCAGGAACUUAACUGGGAGGAGCAGGGCAGGCCAGGCAGAGUUCUGUGCCUACAAAUGUGAGUAAGAGUGAGUAACUUGUUUAGGUAACAGGAGGCUGUGGCAGCAAUAGGUGAGAGGGCUUGGGCUUCCAGACUCUCAGUCUUGACUUCAGGCCAUCGAGCUGUUGGUUCCUUACCAGUCAUGCUGUGUGGAGGGGAUUUUUGAGAUGGUCAAAGUCUUAGAAGUUUGGGAGUUUUUCACACCUUCACAAAUUGUCAUUAAAAAACUGCUUGCCAUGACAUAGCUACUGAAGUUUGGCAAGCGUGUCAGACCGCUGUAGUCACAUAAUGCUGUUUCUUACAGUGGUACUGCGUGUCCUUGCCCUUGUGUGUUUUGCAGCCCCUGGAAAAACAGAGAGGUUUUUCUUCUUGCGUGGCAGUAACCACCUGUGCUCUGUUGUAUUUUUUAGUCAUCGUUGGUCCUCUGCCCACCUCUUGUUUCAACGUUUGGUUUUUUAACCCUUUUUAAAGGACCAAGAUUCCUAGCUAUGCGUGCUUCCUUCAAAUCUUUCUCGGUCCAGUGAAAGUGAAUAAACUUUUCCUAAUCAGUGAUGACUACACAUUGACUUGGUAGCCACAAAUUACUUUAAACCAGUCUUGAACUCGUUCAUAACAACACUGAUAAAAGAGCAGAACAGCAAAACUGCCACAGUUCACUUGCCAGAAAAUGUUUCAUCCAGAGUAAUAGCGUGGCAUUUCUGUUAAGAUUCGUAGCACACACUGGAAAUGAGAGUGCUGCAAAUAUUAGUGUUGAUCUGCAUGUGUGUGUGAUUAGUCUUUGGCUGAGGAAGGCAGAGUUGUAAUUUGCAUUGCUUUCCUAUGCUCAUGGAGGCUUUCAUUAAUUGCAUGAAAUGGUUUGCCUGUGGGGUUUUUUUUCUUUUCUUAUAUAAAUCUAGUUUAAGCUUCCUCGUGUGUCAAAUACAACUGUAAUUUGUUUUUAAAUGAAGAUGCCAUUAAAUCACUCCUCCAGAUUUAAAUCUUUUCCUACCUUAAAGAAGGCUUUAAAAAUUAUUAAGGAGCAUUCCCAUGAUGGUUACUAGAAAUGAAAUUUCCCAAACAAAGCUAGUAAUCAUCUUCAAGAGUUCAGUCAGAUUGAGAGUAAAAGGCCUUGGCAGCAUUUGCCAUUCAGUCCCAGGUUACUGUUUAUGUAUUUUUAUUUAGUUUUGAUAACAGUUACACUAGUUCGAACUGUGGAGAUUCAUCAAAUGCAGGCCAAGAUGAAAUUCAAAUAUUUUUCUUUGGUUUUACUAAACUUUUUCAGUCUUUGUUUAUAAAAAUGAAUCAAAAUGAUGGUGUCUGGCUAAAAGCACAGCCUUACUUAUGACAAGUGACCAGUGCAGGUCCUGCAACAGUCGUAAUUCUUCAUAAUAAUAAGGUUACUGAUUUAAUCAAAGUUUAUGCACCCUUUGGCUAGGCAGAUGGUUUGUAACACUUUCACAGGCAAUUAGGGGAAGAUUUUAAUUCCUUUCCGAGUGACUUAAACCCAGAAUGGGCAUCUUGUAAUAAACUGAAGAGAGAAAACACAUCUUUAAAAGCUGUAUUUGAAAAUUUCUGGUCAAGCACUUAAAAUUUAAAACAUGGAGCUGAGGCUGUGUGGAAGGCUCGGUUCUGUCCAUCUUGAAGACAUGCUAUUGUAGUCAUAUUGUACAAGGAUCCCUACAGGACUCUGCCUUGAUUCAGGGCAGAUGAUGUUUGUGAAUGAAAACUGUCUGAUGUUGUUUUAAUCUUCAUCAUUCAACACCAGCUUGUGUUGAGUGCUCGAUUGUAUGCCUACUACACUUACUCAUUUAUUUUCCUCUGUAAACCACUAGUCACAGAAGGAACAAGCUAUUUGUGUGUAGCGUUGUUACAGCAUUUCUUUUAAUGGUUAGAUUUUGCAGGUUUCAAGCCCUGAACACUCACAGCAUGCUUGAGCUGAAGGACCAUCAGCUUACAAAGCAAAGAGUAAAGGCUCUUGUCCUGAAUGAACACGCUACUUAGAAAAAUUAAAAGCUUAAUGAAGUCAUCCCUUUCACAAGCCCUGGAGGACAAAAAUAGAGCAUAGCUAAGCACAUAGUAAUAGCUGAGAGGUGGGGUUGAGUCAGCCGUCUGAGAGAACUUGGGUCUUUCCCUUUCCUGUACUACUUCCUGGGUGCAUGAGGCAUAAGUUCUUGAGUUGUCGUGGAUAAACAGUGUUACAGCCCCUGUCAGGGCAACAGCCAAGUUUCAAAUGAACACAUCUGAGUUCCAGGUUUUCCUGUAGUUUAUCUUUGCAUUAGGAAUUGUAGGUCCAUAGAGGAAAAGAGGGUCAUGCGGCAAAAUGUGUGGUUGGUGCUAGGUCUUAGAGGCAGGCCAGGCCCAUUUGUGUUACUCCAGUUUUGCAUUAGGAGUAAAGUCUAAAAAAUGCAUAAAUCUCCAAGUUCACUAUAGCAGUGAUGGCGCAUCCCACCGGCGUGCUGUCUCUAAGCAGAGCUGUGAUUCAGACCUCGCCCUGCCAGAUACGGCUGUUCUCUGUUGACAUCUGUAGGAGCUGAGAAUGAAUAACACCUUGCAAGAGCAAGCUUUCAAAGAGUAAAUAUACAGCUGUGAUGAUGUAACUUCAGGCCAUGUUUGGUCACAAACAUUUCAUUCUGCUUUCUGAAGUCCCACGCUCUUUUCCUGAAAACAUUUAUUCUUCCUCCCUCUAAAGGAAAAAAUAUCUUGGAUUUGUGUUUAUGUUGUUGCUAUGACAUUCAGUUAAACUGUAUGCAGAUGCAGGUUCUGUUAAUAAGAGAAAGAAAAAAAAGAGCUGUGUACUUCAGUGAACAAAGAUUGCCCUGUGUUUGUAUUAAAAUGUUGCUAUGGCAGUGCAUAUGGUUUUAUUUGGUGGAAAUUUGUGGUGAGAUGGAAGGAAGUCACAUGUAUGCAAGACAAACAAGAAAUGGCAGCAAAAGCGACUCAACAUAAAUACUGAAACUGAAAGGGAAGUUGCAGAUGACAUGUAAAACCAGGAAAAAACAAGGAGAGUUGUUUUGCUGCCUGUCUGUCUGUGACUUGAUAACAGAAAUGUGUUCCCAUUGUGUCCUGCUGGGUCUGGGUGACCUAUUGGACAGGUCUAAAAGCUCUAAAGAAGCUUUUAUCACAGGAGCUUCUUUCCCUCGUUGGCUCUGUGUAUUGUAACAUUUUUUUGUUUUGGAAGCAAAGUUCCACUGGCUUGGCCUGAUUUCACCACCGCUGACUUUUCCUGCCGAAAAGCAUUUCCAGGCUAUCUUACUGUAGUAGGCUUUUUGGCAGGAAAAAUCAAUAGAGUGAUAAAAUACGGAAAGCCACUAGAGCCUCGUCUGUCUCUGGGGCAAAGAGAAGUCUUUGUGGACUAGUAAUAGAAACUGGGGGUUUUUUUUAACUGGCACAGUAGUCCUCGUAUUUAUCUAAUCCUUUUGCAUGAGGCUUCUUUUUGCAUCAGUUGCCUAAGUACAGAUGUUUGUGGGGUUGCACGACAAAUCAGAAUGGGUUAAAAAUCAUCUGCCAAAGCAGCAGGAGUAGAAAUGAGAGGGGAGAGGGAGUUGUGAAUAAAUAACCACACUGGGAGCUGGCUGGUUCCUGCAUGAUUCCAGCUGGUGGAGAAAGCAAUGUGAUUUUUAAAAAGUUUUAAAAUCACAUUGCCACUUUCUUCCUGUCAUCCCAGUUCUGCCUCAAGAAGGAGGAGGAAGUGACUGUGGAAACUGCUGUUGCAUUCCCACUCCUUGCUUCCAGGUUUUCUACUGAAUCAUAUUGUAACCCCAGAACUUGUCCAUUUUGCCAGGAGUGCCAACAGGGAGUAAAGAUACACCUAAGUGAGGUUAAAAUUAAGUUGAUGAGUGAGGUACAGAUAUUCAGGAGAAAACAGCAGACGUGUGGCCUUAAAAGCUGGCCUCAGAAGUCCCCAUCACUCUCAUGUCUAAACUCUCAGUGUUACCUCUGUCGACCUUCUUCCCUAACCUCUGCUUACAGCUGUGCUUUGGUAUCCAUGCUGGUUUUAAUGGGAUGUUCCACUACUGCACAAGUAUCUGCUUCUGCAGGGUAAAAGAUACUUUCCUGAUUUAAGUUCUCAUUACAAAGUUGCUGGGUUUACAGCUGUGACAUCUUGGUGUCUGAUUUUGUCAAGUUAGUAAGUUAAUUAGGAGCUAACCUGGUUGGUUUGAGAUGCUGAAGGAAAUCAGUAGCUUUAAAGAAACGUGUGCCUUUGACUCAGUGAAUACACUGGGCUGCUUCUGAUCUGGUGUUCACCUGGUGUUCUCAAAGUAUUGCUGGGCUGCACUGCAGACUGUUCAACUGGUAAUUAUAAUGGAGCCCCUUCAUUCUUACUGAAACUGCACUCCUCAUGAGGUUGUUCAUGUAUGUGUCCUAGCUGGAUUCCCAUCUGGGCAAAUCUGUGCACCCUACCUUUACAGUUCUUUUGUCUAGUAAACGAAAACCUCACAAAA